Gossypium arboreum is the source of this 1011-nucleotide messenger RNA. Its product is annotated as bidirectional sugar transporter SWEET5-like. The record is from RefSeq and is a predicted model, not a curated record. The coding region runs from base 121 to 828 and encodes 235 amino acids. Gene Ontology annotation, cellular component: membrane. Gene Ontology annotation, biological process: carbohydrate transport. Lineage: Eukaryota; Viridiplantae; Streptophyta; Magnoliopsida; Malvales; Malvaceae. The transcript has 6 exons. Gene Ontology annotation, molecular function: sugar transmembrane transporter activity.
ACUCCAUCACAUAAUCCUACAUUUCUAAGCAUCAUUGCAUUCAAAAAAACAAAAUAAAGGUUUCAGUCUUUUGUGUCCUAAUUUUCUCGACCUACUUUCUUCUCCAAAGUUGCAGUCAAAAUGUUGAGUACAAAUGCGAUUAGAACCAUCGUUGGGAUCAUCGGAAAUAUCAUCUCCUUAUUCCUGUUUCUCUCGCCCGUCCCCACAUUUAUUAAAAUAUUUAAAUUGAAAUCCGUGGAAGAGUUCAAGCCGGAUCCAUAUGUAGCAACAAUCUUGAACUGUGCCAUGUGGGUGUUCUAUGGUCUCCCCAUUGUCCAUCCCGACAGUCUUUUGAUCAUUACCAUCAAUGGUGUUGGCCUGGUGAUUGAGGGCGUCUUCGUAACCAUCUUCUUUAUCUUCUCUAACAACAAGAAGCGAAAGAGGAUUUGCUUUUAUCUUUUGAUCGAAAUCAUCUUCAUGGCAGCUGUAGUUUUGAUUACUUUACUUGUGUUCCAAACAACCCAAAAAAGGUCCAUGUUUGUUGGAAUUUUGGCCAUUGUCUUCAACAUUGGAAUGUACACUUCACCAUUGACAGUCAUGCGUAUGGUGAUUAAGACAAAAAGCGUCAAGUACAUGCCCUUCACUCUCUCCCUUUUUAACUUCUUAAAUGGAGUUGUUUGGGUGAUUUAUGCAUUACUCAAAUUUGAUAUUAACGUCUUGAUUCCGAAUGGCUUGGGAACCCUGUCAGGUUUGGUGCAGCUUAUACUUUAUGCAUGGUUCUAUAGAACUACCAAAUGGGAUGAAGAUGAUAAAGCACCAGCUCAACAAGUUCAACUUUCCGAGAUUUGAUGAUGACGCCAUCAAAUUUUAUUUCUCUUUAUCCUCCUUUCAAGUGGAUUUGUCGUUCUUGUUUGUCUAUCAUUCCCAGGUUUUUAGAUUUUCGUAGACAAAAAAUCUGUACAACAAAUAUUUUCUUGCCAGUAUUUCGAUUCCACUUUAAUUGCAGAAAAUGUUUGGUUCCCGUUCCUACAA